This is a messenger RNA of Wallemia mellicola CBS 633.66, 13490 nucleotides long. Its product is annotated as glucan synthase. Bases 8021 to 13216 code for a protein of 1731 amino acids. NCBI's taxonomy places the organism in Eukaryota, Fungi, Basidiomycota, Wallemiomycetes, Wallemiales, Wallemiaceae. The transcript is spliced from 7 exons. Gene Ontology annotation, biological process: fungal-type cell wall polysaccharide biosynthetic process; (1->3)-beta-D-glucan biosynthetic process. Gene Ontology annotation, molecular function: 1,3-beta-D-glucan synthase activity. Gene Ontology annotation, cellular component: plasma membrane; 1,3-beta-D-glucan synthase complex. The record is from RefSeq and is a predicted model, not a curated record.
ACCAUUGCUUAAUCUCUCUCCUGUCGAAGUAUGUCUCCUUAAUGAGACUCUCUAAAUCCUGCGGUGGCAGCUUCGAUGAUUUGUUACCCAUCCCUUUUCUAUUGUGGAAGUUCAAAGUAGAAAGUCUAAAGUGCAUCGUGACAAGGUAAAAGGAAGAAACUUUGGAUUAUUCUAUGCAUUUAAUUAAACGUUUGUCUAGUCUAGGCUAAUUGACGUAAGGUUCGCAUUCGAGCUCGUUCAUUUAGAUAGCGACUCGGCACACAAAAAUGAUAAACAUAGAUAUAAAACAUAUAAAACUACCGAAACACUCAUCCCCUCGUGUAAAUCACUUGCACAAUCAAAUCAAAUACAUCCGCGAUAAGCACGUUGAUUAUCACAUCAUUGUAAGACUCAGUUAGGAGAGAGUUAUAUGAGUGUGGGUGUAUAUACAAAAGAUGCUAGAUGCAAAAUCGUUAUCGUUCUACUUUAUUCGUUAUCCAGUUGCUGUCGGCAGAUCAGCAGAUAGGCAAUGAGGAGACUAGUAUGCCAACUCGUGCUUGUGUACCCUCCCGGCUGCUUUGCACACCGGGCAUUUAGAGUCGACGCGGCCGUCGUCGUGCGUAUGCUCGAGGUUGUAGUAUCGGCAGCCGCUGUUCGCGAGGUGAUAGCAGUGGGAGUGCAGGAAGUGGGCACAGGCGGGCUUUUCUGAACCGCCGAUGGAGAGCAUGUUGGCGGUUGUGAGGGCGUCGGACUCGUCUGUCGGACCGAGCUUGCAGUCUUUCAUGUCGCACCUGAAGCCGCUUUCCCUUUCGCGCUUGACUAGGAUAUCCUCGAGCGAACGGCUGGCCUUUGGUAUCUCGAACUUCUUCGGCGGCGGCGCCGGACGGGGCAUUUCCUCCUCUGCGCUUCUCGUGUCUGGAUGUGUGUUGGCGGUGGCGUUGUUGGCAUUCUCGUCUGCGCGCACGCCACGCAGAGCGCGCUCCGAGCGCUCGCCGCGCGGGUCAGUCGCCGACCGCGUGCGUGCAUACGGGUGGUGUCUAUUCUGCCUCGCCGAAAACGCGCUCUCAGCUCUCCCGCCGUUGUUCGACUGCUCGGCCUCUUGCUGCUGGGUUCUGCCCGCGCGCUCUCUGUUGCCGCGAACGAGACGCUCGAUGAUGCUGACGAAGGGGUUGCCGUCGCCCUCGCUCCUGUUCUCCUCCGGAGGGGGCGUGGACAUCGUCAUCGACUCGGGAUCGAGGUCGAAUCUGCACAUUGGACAGAGUGUGUGCAGCGCAAACCACGGCCUGAGGCAGUUGGAGUGGAAGACGUGCGAGCACGGCAGAGCGACGAUCUCUUCCUCGCGCCGGGCUUCCUCUUCUGGGGGCACGGCCGAGGUGCUAGCUUCGCCUUCUUCGGUUUCUGGCUUCUGGAGCUCCGCUCUCGCGUUGAGGCUGUCAAGACAGACACCGCAGGUGGUCUCUAUGCCGACCCUGCUCAUGCGUCUGGUGACGCCCUUGUGUAGUUUUGGGAGAGCACUCAGGAUCCGCUCGGCGCGGGCUGGGUCGGGCUUCUUCUCGUGAUGCAGCCCACCGGCUAUUGGGAAGUUGAUAGUGAUAGUGAAUGGCGGCGGAAAGGCCCCCUGUUCGCCAUAGGGAUUUCUGCUUCUGAGCUCUUCUAUCCUCUCUAGGAGGCUGCUGCGCUCGCCCAUUUCACCGUUACCGUUGGCUGGAUUGUUUGUGGGUGUUGGCGGAUGUGCGUGGGCAUGUCCCUCACUGUGGUGGUGCUGGUGCAUAGGGUAGAACUCUGGGAGGAGCGGACCACGCUCUAUCUGUAUAUGGCCACCCAUCCCAGCGAAAUCGCCGGUGUUGUUGUCGCCAUUCCCAGCGCCGUUGCGUGCCCGUAAUGCAGCCAUGAACGACGAUAAGAGGAUCUGGAAGGGGAGGACUGGACGGGCGGGACGUUCUAGAGAGCGGCUGUGAGAGAGUGUCAAGAAGUGGAUAUGGAACCUACCAGGGCCUUCAGGUGGCUGCUCAGCGCCGCUAUCCCGAUCCGUGCCAGCGUUUGCUGAUUGGUUGCCAUCUACGAAAUCGUCGAGCUGGACGAUGAACGUCCUGUUGAAUCCCGCGAAGUGCUCGUUCUGCUCGUUCUGCUCAUUCUGCUCGUUCUGCGGCGUCUGCGCCCUCUCGUCGUUCGCUUCUCGACGCUCUCUGUCGGCCAUUUGUGGUCGUUUGAUCUAAAGAUAUAAAUUAUGGAAAUGUAAGUUCAAAAGGAAUAAUUUAUUCAUUACAAAUAGCGUGCAAAGAUCACAGCUCUAUUUCUUUAUUGCUUUCGGCAUUUUCCUGUUGCUGCUAUUCAGGUCCUCGAGGUCCUGGGACGUGAAGUAGUGCGGGGCAACUUCGAUCAGCCAGUUCGACUGUAUCGGCAUUAUCUGCCGCAUGUACUCCUUCGAGGUCAGCACCAGCUCGUAGAAGAGGAUGUGUCGAGGCGGUGGCUGCAUAUUGAAUGCUGAACUCGUGGGGUGGAUAUGCACCGUCUGGUUAGCUGUCACACCGUCAGCGCUGUUAUGAAAGCGUUUCAGCACCUACUUUUCAAGGUCCUGUAGGAGCCGCCGCCUUUGUCUAGUCGAGCGGUGUUGUAGAAGUAGCCACUCAAGAUCGCCUUCUGCACGGGUAUUAUCUCGCCAGCCUUGAGGGUGCUCUCGACAAAGAGCUCGACCCGUUCGCACAACCCAGCCAGCUGGUCUCUGAUGUCCCGCACGCGGCAGAGCACCUUAUACUGGACGUAGUUCUCGUAACACCAUUGCUGGCUGAAACCAGUAUCUGCCCACUGCUCCCAGACGUUGAGUAGCGUAAAGUGGUCUCCGCCGGGCUUGAUGAAGUUCUGCCUUGCUUUAUCGGCAUGCAUCUUCUUGUCCUUUGGACGGAAGAAGAGAGAAGCAGACUCGGAGAGCAUACCGAUAAUACUGAGCACCUACGGGCCGUUAGUGAUAAUAAGUGCUGUCUAUCAACGCACCUCUUCGGUACAUCCAUAGCCUUCGCUCGCUAAGAUGGCCUUACUAAGCAUAGGGUCGACCGGGAACUCAGCCAUCCUCCUGCCCAUCUUCGUGAGCUCGCCCUUGCUAUUAAGAGCUCCAAGUGCGUAGAGCAUUUCGAGUGCCUUGAUGAUAGUCUCACCCGGUGGCGGAUCCAUGAAAUCAAAACCGAUGAGGUCAUUAAUACCCAAACUCUUGAGCAUAAGCACAACCAUGCCUAGGUUAGUACGCUGUAUUUCGGGCACUGUGCUCUCAUCUAACUCAUUGUUAUGUGCCCAUUUGGUAUACAAUCUGAAGCACUUUCCAGGUCCCACUCUACCGGCUCUACCAGCUCUCUGCUUUGCUGCAGCUCGCGAGCAGGGCGUUACUAUCAGACUGCUCAUACCUGUACGUGGAUUAAAGGCAUUCUGCUUGACGAAACCAGGAUCGAUUACGAAGACGACACCAUCAAUCGUGAUCGAGGUUUCAGCGAUGUUUGUUGCUAAAACUACCUUCCUUGCUCCCUCAGGUGUGGGCUCAAAUAUCUUGGCUUGCAUUUCCGACGGCAGGUUGGCAUAGAUGGGACAGACGAGCAGCUCCGCUAUCCGGUCACCCAAUACUCUGGCCGUUUCUUGGAUGUUUUCGGCAGCAGCUUCUAUCUCAUCCUGUCCUGUCAAGAAGACGAGGAUGUCGCCGCGUGGUUGUGUAGUAUGGAUCUGGAAAACUGUAGUAACGGCUGCAUGUAGGUAGUUGGCUUCUGGUUGAGGGGUGUAGUGAAUAUCAAUUGGGUAGCGACGACCAGGAACUGGAAGAUGUCAGCCAGUUCCUACAAUGAAGAACCACUUACCAUAAAAUACCGGCGCAUCAUCGAAGUAUUCACUAAACUUCUCGGCGUCCAUAGUCGCAGACGAAAUGAGUAAUCUCAGAUCGGGUCUGAAUCUGGCGAUGUCCUUCACCAAACCGAACAAGAUGUCAGUCGAAAGCGUACGUUCGUGGGCCUCGUCGAUGAUAAGGGCAGAAUAACUCGCCAGGUCCGGCUCCGUGAGGAACUCUCUGAGAAGCAUACCAUCGGUGAGAUACUUGACAACCGUCUUGUCCGAAGUCAUAUCCUCGAAUCUAAUAGAAUACCCAACUUCAUAGCCCACUUUCGUGCCCAUUUCCUCAGCGACUCUCGCAGCGACCGACAUAGCAGCCACACGUCUCGGUUGAGUACAGCCAAUCUUCAUUCCAUUUUUGGUAUAUCCCGCUUCAUGGAGGUAUUGUGUCAACUGUGUUGUCUUUCCAGAUCCUGUUUCAGCGCAGACAAUGAGAACGGGAUGCUCUUCGACAGCUUUGAGGAUGUCGUCGCGGUAGUCGUAAAUUGGGAGCGACUUCCUCACCUGAUCUAUACUCUGUGCCCUCCUCUCAGCAUCCUUAAUCUGUGCUUCCAUCUGUGCUUGCUCAGUUGUCUGGCGCUUGGUACCCGAAAGUUGGGUAUCGACGACAAACUGGAUAGUCUGUGACUCGUCAAAGACAUAGUCAUAAUCGUCUACGGCUUCCUCCCUAUCGAGUGCGCCGGUCUUGAGCUGGGCCUUAUCGGUUUGUUCUUUCUCCCACUGGUCGACGUCGGUGACGAACUCGGAAGGAUCUUGACCCUUCUUGCCCUCUUCGUAGCGAGCGUAGAGGACGUUGUUUUUCUUCUUCGAGUCUAUCUUCCCUUGUUCGGUGAUAUAAUCCUCUGGAAGCAUAUACCCAUCAACCUUGUCGUCGAUUUUGAGUCGCUCCUCGGCCAACGCGAGGGCGGCUUUCUUACGAUUGAGUUCGUCAAUCUCCUUUUUGGACAUCCUUACACCGGCGAACAUUGCCUCCUCAUCCGCGAUACUCUUCUUGAGCAACUCGAGCUGUUGCAUUUCACGCUUUGUGAGAUAUUCCUGGCGAGAACGCAUACGCAAAUCUGGCACAGCAUUUUUGCGUGCCUCCUUAUCGUCUGCGAGCUUCCUCCUCAUUGCUGUUUCCGAAUCGUUUGUACGGUCCUCGACCAACUUCUUUGUGCGGUCUUUGUCUUUGGCUCUCAUACGCUCGGCGAAUUCGUCACGCUCUCUUGCAUCCUCUUCGGCCAGUCUCCUCUCUUUCUCCUCCUCGUCUUCAAUUUCUUCAUCGUUAGUACGGGCGCCAGGAGGUGCGCUAUCUGGGGACAUUUCACGCGCUCUCUUCCUCGACUUCUCCUCCUCAUCGCUCUUCCAGGCAUCGUCAUCGUCUCUCUUCCUAUAGGAACGCUUCUCCUUGGUCUUCCUGUCCUUCUUCUUCAUAGGGAGAGUGGGGAGAGUCGACGUGCUCGCUUCAUUGUCAUCGAGCAGUAGACCGUAUUUUUGUGACUUGAUAUCGAUAGUAUCCUUCUCCUUCUUCUUUCUGGCCUCCCUGUUAUCAGCCUUCGAGAAAUCAUGCUUGGUCUUAGAUCUACGGGGUACAGCGUUGUAGAGAUCGCUCGCGAAGGAGGAGACGUCUCCAUUCUGAGGGAAACCGAGCGCUGUGAGCUUCGUGAAGAGCGAGUCUGACGACUUGGCUGACGUCGCAAGAUCUUUUGCGUAAUCUAUCAUUUUUGAAUCGGCGACACCGAGAUGCUGUAGAAGAUUAGAUAACAACGCUAUUGUUAGCUCUAUACACACCCUUAUAAAGGCAUCACUGAUAAAUUGAUCUCCCAUAUCAAGAGUUGGCAGUCAACAACCAAGAGGCUAGCAUAUAGCAUAUACAAUUAUUCAUUAAACCAAUUGUCCAUAUUACAAAGCGCUACAUAAAUUAUUAUUCACUAGUGUGUCUCUUGUAUUUAGUGUGAGCCGUCAGAGGCGUUGACGAGCUCUGGCUGUCUAGCCACAGAAUUCUCUUGUAUGCCAGUCAGGCCCUGGUUCGAAGACUCUGUCGUGUUGGGAUCAGAGUUGUUCAGUUUAUUGCUGUUUGAACCACUAUCGAACUCUGGAGAGCGUAGUGCUUGUCUGAAUGCAUCAGCCAUCGCAGCUGCCUCAUUUGAAGUAAUCGGUCCGUCUCCGUUGUCGUUCUCCGCUGAGGACCUCUCGCUCGAUGCUGAACGAGCACCUAGAGCUGCUGCACCCACUGCUGCACCCGCUGCACCUCCAGCAGCGCCUCCACCUGCUGCCAAUAAACCGUCAUUUGGUUGAUUCUCCUUCAUCAACGGCUCAGACUGCGUCGGUGUGUUCGCUCCACCAGCAGCUCCACCCGCUUCUGCCGCUGCGGCCGCUCCGUGAGUGCGCCUCAAAUGUCUCGCAAGCAAAUACAUCGCGCCGGCAAUACCCAAUAAAGCGAGAACACCGAGGACUACUAUUACAGCUAUACCCCAGGCGGGGAAUCUAUCGUCGUCGCCAUUAUCUUGCAAUACACCAGUCGGUGUGGACCUUACUGAUGAAGUCACCCUAUCGCCAUUCGAGUCUGUCGUCGUUAUCGCGCUCAUAGUUGCUGCCGUAGAUAAGACCGACCGUGUGGAUUGGGAGGAACGGGUCAUUGAAGAAUAUAACUCGCUAUUUGAUUGUGAAAUUGAUGAUAAACUUGCCAUUGAAGCCGAGGAUACGCUAGAUACUGAAGACACUACAGACUGGGUCGCGCUUGCGCUCGCCAGAGAGGCCGUACUAAGACUAGAUAUGCUACUCUGACUUGAUGCAGAUGACAUACUAGAACUGGAACUUGAAGCGACAAGAUUUUGAAGUGGUGCUGUCUGCACAGCAGUGAAAGUAGCUUGAUGUUCCUCACCGCCACUGAGUGACUGUCCGGCGGGCACAAGGACGGCAUAGUACGUCCAAUCACGCGUCGUGUCUGCCCACUGAGAAGAGUUCUCUGGAUCGUAGGGACCCCAACCAUCGUCGAUAGGAGACCACCAGUCGUCGCCAGGGUUGAUGGGCUGUGAGCCACGCUGGUUAGGAACGUCCUUCCAGCUUUGUACGACUUGUUCUGUAUCCGCUGAGAAAAGAUAAAUGUCAAGAUCACCAGAUUCCGUACUAUGAUGUGUGAGAAAUGAAGGAUAAUAAAACAAAAACCCACAAUUGUGGUAAAUUAGGAUUCCAUAUUAGUUUUGAAUAGUCGCCUGAUCUUAUAGAGGUGUCUGCAUCUGGAUAGCAGGUAACAACGGAAUUUGAAACAUUAUCACACUCAGGAUAGCCUUCGUUAUCUGGAGCAGUACCCGCACCGUAACGCUUCCCUAAGCGUCCAAAAUAUCCGUCCCCAUAUGCUGGCUUAUUUACGCGUCUGUAGUCAUUUCUGGAUGUUCUCUUCCUAACCUUGUUGCGCUCAGAGGGGAGCGUUACAGGUAUUUUGUUACUGUAACUCUCAGGGUAUGGAGUUGGUGUGGCCAUAAAAUAUUUGGGUAUUGAGCUAUCAACAACUCGAUGACAGUUCCUCGUAGACCGGUAUGAAGCGAAGUAAAAAAUCAAACAAGCUGACGCGAGAAGAAAUAUUAUUCAGACAAACAAUAUAUCCGUAUGCAUAUAUAUUAUUACAACUAUAUUCUCUACUCUAUACUGCCUACUCGGAAGCAAUACGAGUUCAGGGUCGUGAAGUAGGUGAAGAGUGAUGUCGCAGAGACACAAACAUAUAGUUCACCUCGUAUCUACACCACAUCUUCUUUCACCCUCCUCGCUCAUCUUUCACGGAGGUACCAAGAGUAAUAAAAGAUGGACCCUGAUAUUGAGAUACACCCCGAUAUCGAGAUACACAGACAAAUCCAAGACAUCGCAGGCACGGCCAUAUAGCGACACUCUUUCCAUCUCCGGUACCGAUAGAUAAGAACUAUUUGUUCCAAGAUAUAAAUGCCAGUAACAAUUAGCGUUAUGCAGGCAUAAAAUAAGGCAAAGUAACGCGAAUUAAUAAAUUAAUAAAACUGUUUGCGUAUAUACCUUCCUAACUAAGUAAUCGCUACGUGCCUCUGUUUGGAAUUUGAAUUUAGCUGAGCACAUCUUCAAACAAGACGACCAAGUCAAAUAAAAUAUAUUAAGAGAUCUAUAGAGAUCUUGGUUUAUCUGCAAUCUAGGACCUCUUAUAGAUAUACCAUCCCCAGAGACUUCCCUUAAAAUGGCCUACAACGGUCAACAGCACAACAACUCAAUUGACGAACUAGACGAUCCAUUCAACGAGCAAGAAUGGGAAUAUAAUCGCAAACCAGAACAGCCGUUUGGCGCUUCAUCCGAAUCACUUAUGAACAAACCUUAUCAGUCUGGAACCAGCACACCUAGCUACCUAGGCGGUCAGCAAUCCAGCUUCCGUGAACAGAGACCACGCGAACCCUACCCUAGCUGGACCGUUGAGAAUCAAAUUCCGAUGUCGAAAGAGGAAAUUGAAGACAUUUUCAUCGAUUUAACAAAUAAGUUCGGUUUUCAGAGGGAUUCAUGUAGGAAUCAAUAUGAUCAUCUCAUGAUCCAGUUGGAUUCAAGAUCCUCUAGAAUGAGUCCCGAGCAGGCCUUAACAACCCUCCACGCUGAUUAUAUCGGUGGUGAACACGCAAACUAUCGUAGAUGGUACUUUGCUGCCCAGCUCGACCUCGACGAUGCAAUAGGCAAAUCAAACGGCGGUGGUUUCUCCUUCACGAAGGGAAAGAAAGCAAAACUGAUGUCUGCCGGUCAAAAAUCUUUGGAGUCUGCAAAGAAUCGCUGGCGUCAGGCAAUGCACAACAUGUCGCCAUACGAUAGACUACGUCAAAUCGCAUUAUACCUCCUUUGUUGGGGUGAAGCUGGAAACGUGCGUUUCAUGCCCGAAUGCGUCUGUUUCAUCUUCAAGUGCGCUGACGAUUACUACCGUUCACCUGAAUGUCAAAGUCGUGUUGACCCGGUUCCUGAGGGUCUCUACCUCCGUGCCGUCAUCAAACCACUCUACAGAUACUACCGUGAUCAAGGUUAUGAAAUUGUAGAUGGUAAAUUCGUAAAGCGUGAGCAGGAUCAUGAAGAUAUCAUUGGUUACGACGAUAUCAACCAACUCUUCUGGUACCCAGAGGGUAUCAACAGGAUCGUCUUAACCGACAAAACUCGUCUUGUGGACGUUCCACCUGCUCAACGUUUCUUAAAAUUCGACAAGAUUGAUUGGUACUCCGUAUUUUUCAAGACAUUCAAAGAGAGUAGAUCUUUCUUCCAUUUACUUGUCAACUUCAAUCGUAUUUGGAUAGCGCACAUUGCUGUUUACUGGUAUUACACCGCAUGGAACGCUCCAAAUGUUUACCGACGUUAUGGUGAUCCUGCGCCAACACAACCCAUGCAAUGGUCUGCUACCGCACUCGGUGGUGCAGUUGCAACCGUUAUUAUGCUUGGUGCUACCCUUGCUGAACUCAUUUUCAUUCCUACAACCUGGCACAACGCAUCAAACCUCACCCGCAAACUAAUUUUCCUCAUAAUUUGUUUAGCUGGUUGCGUCGGUCCUACUAUCUACGUAGCCGGUUUCGAUAGAGAUAGUAGAACAGCAUUGAUUUUAUCCAUCUGUCAAUUCGCAUUCUCGGUUUUAGUUACUGUCUUCCUCGGUAUUGUCCCAUCUGGUCGUAUCCUCGGUGAUAGAGUUUCUGGUAAAAAUAGAAAGUAUGCUGCUAGUCAGACAUUCACUGCUUCUUAUCCAUCUCUCACUCCAAGUGGUCGCGCCGCAUCUCUUGCACUUUGGAUCUUGGUCUUCGGAUGUAAAUUCACUGAAUCUUACUUCUUCUUGACCCUUUCAUUCAAGGAUCCACUCGCCGUCAUGGUUGGUAUGAAGAUUCAGAACUGUAAUGAUAAGCUCUUCAGCAAUGCUUUGUGUACAAAUCACGCAGCAUUCACCUUGGCUAUCAUGUUUGUUAUGGACUUAUGUCUUUUCUUCUUGGAUACUUACCUUUGGUACGUCAUUUGGUCAUCUGUCUUUUCGAUUGCUCGUUCAUUCGCACUCGGAUUAUCUAUUUGGACACCAUGGAAAGACAUCUUCCAACGUCUUCCAAAGCGUAUCUACGCCAAGUUGCUCGCUACCGCUGACAUGGAGGUUAAGUACAAACCAAAGGUCUUGGUUUCUCAAGUCUGGAACGCCAUCAUUAUUUCUAUGUACCGUGAACACUUACUCUCCAUUGAUCACGUUCAGAAACUCCUCUACCACCAAGUUCCUUCUGAGCAUGAUGGUAAACGUACACUCAGGGCUCCAGCAUUCUUCAUUAGUCAAGAAGAUCGUGGAUUGAAAGCCGAGUUCUUCCCAGCUGGUUCAGAAGCAGAACGUCGUAUUUCCUUCUUUGCACAAUCCCUCACGACAUCAAUUCCAGAACCUCUUCCAGUCGAUGCCAUGCCUACAUUCACCGUCUUGGUUCCUCACUACUCAGAAAAGAUCUUGUUAUCUUUGAGAGAAAUUAUUCGUGAAGAAGACACAAACACUAGGGUUACAUUGCUCGAAUAUCUCAAGCAAUUACAUCCUGUCGAAUGGGAUAACUUUGUCAAGGACACCAAGAUUUUGGCAGAGGAGUCAGCAGCUUACGGCGGUCCAGGAAGUUACCCAUUCGGUGGUUCACCAUCACAAGAUGAAAAGGACACACCAAAGAAGGCGGACGACUUACCAUUCUACUGUAUCGGUUUCAAGAGUGCAGCACCAGAAUACACACUCCGUACUCGUAUCUGGGCUUCUCUCAGAGCACAAACUCUCUACCGUACUAUCUCUGGUUUCAUGAACUACUCAAAGGCUAUCAAACUUCUUUACCGUGUCGAAAACCCAGAAGUCGUUCAGUUAUUCGGUGGUAACACUGACAGAUUGGAGCGUGAAUUGGAAUACAUGGCUAGACGUAAAUUCAAGUUCAUCAUCUCUAUGCAAAGAUACUCCAAAUUUAACAAGGAAGAACAAGAGAAUGCAGAAUUCAUUUUGCGUGCAUACCCGGAUCUUCAGAUUGCAUACAUCGAUGAAGAACCUCCAAGGAAGGAGGGUGCUGAACCACGUAUGUUCUCAGCCUUGAUUGAUGGUCACUCAGAGAUAAUGCCAAAUGGAAAACGUCGUCCUAAAUUCCGUGUUGAAUUGCCAGGUAACCCUAUCCUUGGUGAUGGUAAAUCCGACAAUCAAAAUCAUGCUCUUAUUUUCUACCGUGGUGAAUAUUUACAACUCAUUGAUGCUAACCAAGAUAACUACCUUGAAGAAUGUCUUAAGAUCCGUAACAUUCUCGGUGAAUUCGAAGAAUACGCUGUAUCAAGUCAAUCACCAUAUGCUCAAUGGGGUCACGCUGAAUUUAAGAAAUCUCCAGUCGCUAUCAUUGGUGCUCGUGAAUACAUUUUCUCUGAAAACAUCGGUAUUCUUGGUGAUAUUGCUGCAGGUAAAGAACAAACAUUCGGUACAAUGGCUGCUAGAGCGCUUUCUCAAAUUGGUGGUAAACUUCACUAUGGUCACCCAGAUUUCUUAAACGCUGUAUUCAUGACUACUCGUGGUGGUGUUGCCAAGGCACAAAAAGGUUUACACUUGAAUGAAGAUAUUUUCGGUGGUAUGACUGCAUUCUCAAGAGGUGGUCGUAUCAAACAUACUGAGUACUACCAAUGUGGUAAAGGACGUGAUCUUGGUUUCGGUACUAUUCUUAACUUCCAAACCAAGAUUGGUACUGGUAUGGGUGAACAAAUGAUUUCAAGAGAAUACUAUUACCUCGGUACACAACUUCCAAUGGACAGAUUCCUUACCUUCUACUACGGUCACGGUGGUUUCCACGUCAACAACAUUUUGGUUAUCUUCUCGGUUCAAAUCAUUACAACUACUAUGGUCUACCUUGGUACACUUAACGAGAUGCUUGAUAUCUGUAGAUACUCAUCUUCUGGUGACUACCUCGGUGGUCAACCUGGUUGUUACAAUUUGUCACCACUCUACGACUGGAUUGAGAGAACAAUCAUUUCAAUUUUCUUGGUUUUCAUGAUCGCAUUCUUGCCGCUCUUCCUUCAAGAAUUGACUGAAAGAGGUAGUUUCAAGGCCAUCAUCAGGUUGUCGAAGCACUUCUUGUCAUUGUCGCCACUGUUUGAGGUCUUCUCCACUCAAAUCUACCGUCACUCAAUUAUCACUUCUUUGACAUUCGGUGGUGCAAGAUAUAUCGCUACCGGUCGUGGUUUCGCUACAUCUAGAAUCAGUUUCCCAAUCUUGUUCUCUAGAUUCGCAGGUCCAUCUAUUUAUAUGGGUAUGAGAACGCUCAUGAUGUUGCUCUUCGUUACCUUAACCAACUGGAUUCCACACAUUAUCUACUUCUGGAUUUCAUCUGCUGCCUUAACAAUCGCACCAUUCUUAUUCAACCCACAUCAAUUCUCAAGGAGCGAUUUCAUCAUUGAUUACAGAGAAUUCUUGAGAUGGAUGAGCAGAGGUAACUCACGCUCCCAUGCCAACUCAUGGAUUGGAUACUGCAGAUUGUCAAGAACUAGAAUUACAGGUUACAAGAAGAAGCGUCUUGGACAUCCAUCUGAAAAAUUAUCUGGUGAUGUUGCAAGAGCUGGCUGGAGAACUGUCAUUUUCUCAGAGAUUCUCUGGCCAAUUUCAAUGGCAAUCAUUCUCUCAGUUGCUUACAUGUUCAUGGAAUCGUUCCCAGUUGAUGGUUAUCAACAAGGUAGUGCAUUCAUAAGAGUAUUGAUCUUUGCAUUCGGUCCAAUCGUAUGGAAUGCCGCAGUUCUUAUUGUUGGAUUCUUGACAUCUUUAUUCUUGGGUCCAAUGUUAACACACUUUAUGCCUAGAUUCCCAGCAUUCAUCGCAGCAACAGUUCACUGUUUGGCUGUCAUUGGAUUAUUAGGUUUCUUCGAAUUUAUUUGGUAUUUGGAGAGAUGGAGAGUCGCUAACAUUGUUAUUGGUAUGUUGGCAGCUAUCUCAAUCCAAAGAGCAUUCUUCAAGAUAAUCAUUUCAGGAUUCUUGACUAGAGAGUUCAAGAACGAUGAAUCUAACAGAGCUUGGUGGAGUGGUAAAUGGUGGUCUACUGGAUUAGGCUGGCAUGCAGUCUCUCAACCCCUCAGAGAGUUCUUAGUUAAGGUUGUUGAAUGUUCAUUAUUCGCUGCAGAUCUUAUCUUAUGUCAUAUCAUUCUCAUUGGUUUGAGUUUACCACUCUUAAUUCCAUUUGUUGACAAGAUUCACUCAACUGGUUUAUUCUGGCUUAGACCUUCAAAGCAAAUCAGACCACCAAUAUUCUCAUUCAAAGUUAGAGCUCAAAGACGUUCAAUCGUUCUCAGAUACUCACUCAUUUACUUGACCGUAAUUUGUGGAUUCGCAGCAUUAAUCAUCGUACCAUUGGUGAUCAAAAAUCAAGUAGAUGUCACUUGUGAUAUCUGUCAAAAUAUCUAGUUAUCUUCUUUUCUUAUUGGUCUUUGAACAAUUAUAUUAGUAACAAGUUUAACAACUAAUAAAUAGUACCCAUCAAUCUCAAUAUUUACGGCUAGUCAAAAUUAUUAUCCUUUGCAUUUUCCUGACACAUCCCUCAUCGGACAAUUUAUUUGACAACUUUAAAAAGCACUAGCUAAUUGAGUAAUUAUUUAAUUCAGAAUACUUAUUUUUUUCUCUUCUAAUACUUUUUGUCAAUCAAAUUUCUAAGCAAAAAUAUAUGAAAGUUUUCUAUGCU